AUGCCACCUCUUCACACUGGCGGCUUCAGGGGGAAGGGGACGUGGAAGUGGACGAUACAAAACUUCCAGACUACCCUUAAACCAAAUGUCGAUGAUGAUGAUGAUGGUGAUGAUGAUGAUGAUGAUGAUGAUGAUGAUGACGAUGAUGAUGAUGAUGAUGAUGAUGAUGAUGACGAUGAUGAUGAUGGUGAUGAUGAUGAUGAUGAUGAUGAUGAUGAUGAUGAUGAUGAUGAUGAUGAUGAUGAUGAUGAUGAUGAUGAAAGAGGGGUCAUCAAUAAUUCGGAAAUGAUGGUUGCCAAGUUGUAA
Spirometra erinaceieuropaei is the source of this 306-nucleotide messenger RNA. NCBI's taxonomy places the organism in Eukaryota, Metazoa, Platyhelminthes, Cestoda, Diphyllobothriidea, Diphyllobothriidae. The record is from the annotation of a GenBank genome assembly.